This is a messenger RNA of Diachasma alloeum, 851 nucleotides long. RefSeq names its product ubiquitin carboxyl-terminal hydrolase isozyme L5 (gene Uch-L5). Gene Ontology annotation, cellular component: cytoplasm. Lineage: Eukaryota; Metazoa; Arthropoda; Insecta; Hymenoptera; Braconidae. The record is from RefSeq and is a predicted model, not a curated record. Gene Ontology annotation, molecular function: cysteine-type deubiquitinase activity. Gene Ontology annotation, biological process: protein deubiquitination; ubiquitin-dependent protein catabolic process.
ACCACUUCAUGGGUUGAUAUUCUUGUUCAAAUGGGUCCAGGAUGACGAACCAGCUGGGACUCUCGUGCAGGACAACAGAUUGGAGAAAAUAUUUUUUGCUAAACAGGUAAUUAAUAAUGCCUGUGCCACUCAAGCAAUCGUCAGUGUUCUACUCAACUGUAAGCAUCCUGACGUGUCUAUUGGGGGUAAUCUGGAGGAAUUCAAGAGCUUUUGCCAGAGCUUCGAUGCCACGAUGCGAGGACUUGCCUUGAGUAAUUCAGACAUCAUCAGACAGGUUCACAAUUCCUUUUCGAGACAAACACUCUUUGAGUUCGACUCAAAGCAAGCCUCGAAGGACGACGAUGUAUUCCACUUUGUGAGUUAUAUUCCAAUCGAUGGUCGUCUGUACGAAUUGGAUGGGCUGAAGGAGGGUCCGAUGGACCUGGGACCAUGCCCCCCUGGGGACCAGUGGGUGCAGGCAGCUCGGCCCAUCAUCCAGAAGCGAAUGAACAAAUACAACGAGGGAGAAAUUCACUUCAACUUGAUGGCCAUAGUAUCCGACCGGAAGAUGCUGUACGAGAGAAAAAAGUCAAAUUGCACAGAUCCAGUGGAAAUAGCGCGUCUCCAAUCCCUGAUAGAAGAGGAGAACAACAAAUCCCAGAGAUACAAGAUCGAGAACAUCAGGAGAAAGCACAACUACCUCCCCCUUAUCAUGGAACUGCUCAAACUACUCGCCAAGGAAGGCAAGCUCGUCCCCCUGUACCAGAAGGCCAAGGAACGGGCCAUUGAAAAAGAAUCCAAGAAGUCGACUGUUAACUAAAUUAUUUAAUCGAGGGUUAUAAAAUAACGAUAAUAAAUUUACAAUGCAUUUA